AUGGCGUCCCAUCAGAUUGCUAUCGCAAAGGCCUCAUUCUCGGCGGGUCUGCUACGCCCAGACCCCACCUCUGUACCUCGGGAGGAGAUAACUGCCUUUCAUACCGUUCUCGAACGUGCGCUGUCGCAUUGCUCGGCGGAAAACAUCCAGUCACCUCAGACCUGCAAAGCAUGGUUGCUACAAUAUGUUGCUGCUUCAUCUAAUCGUGUUGGAGGAUUGGCCAAGUACCUGGUAGCGCUAGCUACCCCCUUCGAACCAGCCGCUGGGCCCCAGCCCGCUCAGCCAACCUCAGCGAAGCGCCGACAACUCCACAUACUGUAUUUGCUCAAUGAUCUGUUUCACCAUUGCAAGUACCACCUAGGCACCACUGCAACCUUCUCCACGGUGAGCGGGUCCCUGCAGCCACAUAUCGUGGAUUUGGUUGGUCAUGCCGCUAUCUACGAUCGCCAGAAGCAUCCACGGCACCACCACCGGCUGGAUGAUCUGCUUGAUAUCUGGUCCGAGCAUGGAUACUUUAAUCCCGAGCUUGUCGAGAAGCUUCGGGAAGUGGUCAUCAACUCGGCCUCCUUGGGUACCCCACCAACCACCGAUGCUGCCGGUGAAGUAGACCAAGCCAAGAAACCCGGAAAGGAUGUUCCUUUUGUGAUGCCAUCUACCCAUGGAGACUCUUCAACCCCCUUUUACGAUCUGCCUGCGGGCAACCUUAUCCCUCACAUCAUCCCGAACUCGUCCAUUCCCCUUCGACCUGAUGCUAUCAAGCCGCUACAAUUGCAGGCAGGACCUGCAGAUGGAAGCCUAGUGAAAGCUCUCAAGGGCUUCUUAUGCCAGGUGGACGAUAUUUAUGGCACGGACGACCUCAACAAGGAUGACAGGGACACGGAUAUUGAUGAGCUAGGCCAGUCAGUGCUCCGAGAUGAAAUCACAGGAGAUAUCCUGGAUGAGGGGGGUCCCAGGGACUCUCGCAGUCGAAGUCGGAGCCGCAGUAGAACACGAACUAAUACCAAGCGCCGGCGUUACAGCGACAACCUCUCCGACUUGAGGACCCCGAGUCGGUCCCCCUCGCGAUCAGUUAGGCGUCGUCGCUUUGACUCCCGGGAAAGAAGUCGCUCCCCAAGGCGCUCACGCAGCCGAGAAAGCUCAUACACACCCCGCGAACCAUCUCCUGCACAUUUCCCACUCCCUCACCAAUCCCAGUCACAUCAACAUCCCCAUCCACCUCAACACCCUUCCGCACCCAUGAACUCCUUCCCCCCUCCUCAUACGUCAAAUGGACAUGGCCAAUAUGCACACCCGCCAAUGGGACCUAAUGGCGGCUUUGUUCCCCCACCCCCACCCGCCUACAGUGCUUGGCCUCCACCUCCCCCACACAUGCCGCCCAUGCCCUAUCCCCCACCAGGUUCCGGGGCUCCUCCUUCUGCCUUCCCACCUCCUUUCAAUGCCCCUCCUGUUCACAUCCCACCAGGACAAGGUCAGCCUAUGCCUCCUGGCCAGCACCACUUCCCUCCUCCUUACUCAGGUGGUCAGCACGGUGGCCCAUGGACUCCUUCCCAAGGUGGACGAGGUUGGCGAUAA
Penicillium nucicola is the source of this 1572-nucleotide messenger RNA. Its product is annotated as RNA polymerase II-binding domain-containing protein. Bases 1 to 1572 code for a protein of 523 amino acids. Gene Ontology annotation, biological process: intracellular calcium ion homeostasis. Gene Ontology annotation, cellular component: perinuclear region of cytoplasm. The record is from RefSeq and is a predicted model, not a curated record. NCBI's taxonomy places the organism in Eukaryota, Fungi, Ascomycota, Eurotiomycetes, Eurotiales, Aspergillaceae. The transcript is spliced from 3 exons.